Molecule: messenger RNA, 2324 nt
Organism: Moneuplotes crassus
Lineage: Eukaryota; Ciliophora; Spirotrichea; Euplotida; Euplotidae
Source: the annotation of a GenBank genome assembly
UUUAAAAAACUAUCAUGGAAAUAAAGAUAUUUGAGGACCCUGAAUCCAUUUCAAGCGUGGCUGACUCAGAACAAGCAGUAAACUGACUGAAGGAUAUUCUGUUCGGACAAUCACUCACAGACGACGAAACUACUACUGGAUUCCAAGAAUAUUCGACUCACCAGUUAGCAUACUCUCCUUCUUGGAGCAAUAAUACGCAACAAACAAGGAUCGUGUUAUAGUCAGUACGCGGAAAUAAAUUGGUUGAAGUCAUCUCAGAGUACAUCGAGGUAAAACAUACCAAGGUUUAUCCGUACCUCGAGGUAAUCAUCAACACUUGCUUGAGACAAUUCUCAGGAGACUGCAGCACGCUAGUGAAGGAAGCAGCACUCCACCCAGUCAUCCAGAUCAUGAGAGCUUACGAGCCAGAGCAGAUAAAAGAUUACAUCGAUCCCGCAAAGCUGAUCAAAAUCAUGCUGGAUGAAAUCAAGCUUCAGGCUCUUGGAGCUACCCUAAAAGCUACGAUUUGGGAAGUUGUAGGAUGGCUUCACAAGCUGUUUCCAAAUGAGACUCUUCUCUACAGGCCUGAAACCCAAGAUGUCAUGAUGAGCACCCUCAUCGAGCUAGUAGAGUCUGCGAAAUUCGAGAUAAAGCAUAUGUGAGGACUGCUCAGAGGAUUCACCCUUGGUCUCCAUGACUGCGUACUUGAGCCAGAUAAGCUACUCAGGCUAUUCCAAAUUGCAAAAGUGUUUAUCGAGCCCAGAAAAGAGCUAAGCUCUGUUAGAAUUCAAGUCGAGGCAAUGACUCUUAUCUCUACCCACAGCGCCUUGUUUAAAGACGACCUCAGAAAACAAGCAACAGAGAUCAUCAAUAUGGCUCUAAAUAUUGGCACAAAGCAGGCCAAUCAGGAUGUCAGAGAGGCCUCUGGUGAACUCCUUGCCCAAGUUGCUGCUCAAGUUGCAGACUUCGACGAUGAGGAUGAGGACUCCAAAGAGACUGCCAAGGAGGUUAUAGACCUUCUCACCCAGGUAUGGAAUGAACAGAACGAGCACAGUCUCAAAAUCGAGCCAACCGUGAAAGCAGUUGGAAUCUUAUCGAAAGGGAUCAGAUCUAUCCUAGGAGAAGACACCCUCAGAAUUUACCUUGAAAAACUUAUGUUUGUUGAGAUGAACACCUACCGAAUAGUCGAGGAGUUUGGCGACCUCUCCAAUCCUGAGACAGAGGUCAAGAAGUUCAAAGUUAUUCUGAAGAAGCAAAAGCAAAUGAUUUCAAUCUUGGGAAGCUACGCUCACUUUGUCACCAAUAUGGAUCUGCCUCCUGGGGAAAGAGAAUGCCAGCACUUCUUUGACCUUGCACUGACCGCUACAAGGAACUUCAGGAAGCUGUAUGUAAAGUGGAGGCCGAGAUUCCUGGAAGCCUUAGCUUCUCUCAUAAUGGCUCUGCAUAAACACCAAGCUAUGUUCAUUCAUUGGAUUGCCAAAUUUGUCAAGCAAGCUAUUGGAGACAUCAUCACAUCCCACGCAGGAGCCACUCAAGCAGAGCUCGAAGAAUCUCUUGACGACAGUGUUCACUUUUGGAAGGGACUGAUCGAAGCAACAAAAGAAAUCAAUGAGCCAACUUGAGUGCAUGUAUACGAUGCUCUGCUCAACACUCUAAUUGGCUAUUUCCCGAGUGUUAUUGGUGGAGACAACGUAGUCCUCAAUGCAACAGAAUAUGACAAACACUCAAACGCUUUUCUGUCAAGACUGACAGAUUUCAUGAUCCUGCUCCUUCCCAACUGUGAAAGCCAGUGGUUUGCGAGGUGGUACCCCAACUGAGUGCUCCAGAUUCAAAAAUUAAUGAGGACGCAUGAAAGCUCAAAGAUAUACUUGCUCAUGGUGGUACCUCUACUCACAGUUAGUGUAGAAGAUCUCACCAGCCCCAAAAACCACCAGAUUUCGCCAAUUAUCCAAAGAUGGAUAACAACAACAGCUCUGCCUCAGCUCGGAGAUUACAAAUCUGGCUUCCUAACUAUAGGCACUUCUGAACGGAACAAACACAUUUUGCUAGACUUCGUUGAAAAGGUCGGCCAACUCUCCAAAACUGAAAAAUCCCGCAAAGAGAUCUUCGAGUUCUUAUUCUCCUUCAUUGCCUCCAGCAAGGAGGGCGACUAUGAACAAGAUGAUGAAAAGAAAAGGGAAGCCCAUGGGGAACCUAAUAUAGACUUGCCCAACGCCCGCAAGGGAAGAGCCAUGGCCAUCAAGAAGCUCAGAGCUGCUAAACAAAAUCUGACUCUAAGAAGUACGGAGAAGUCGUCAUAGAGGCCCGGGCCAUUGGCCUCCUUGGAAAACUCGGAGGCAUCAACC